UUGGUGCAACAUAAUUGUUUCAAACUGCCUACCACAACUACGACUUCACGUAGUAACUAGAGCUGAACUUCUCUUGUUGAUUUCAGAAGCGGCCACCGGCCUAGCCCGCUCGAGCACCCAACUUGCUGAACUCUUUCUGCCAGCAAGAAUCCUGACGAACCUGACUACAUACCUGCACCUUGCACAUACUCACCACCAUCUUACUUUAUCUAAACUUAAGUAUGGCCGGAGACCCCUCAAGCGGACAUUAUAUGCCGCAGGAUACGCCGAUAUCGAGGCAACACAGAGACGAAUUCGAGUAUGGCGCACUAGAGGAUCAAGACUACCCCGAACCCAUCAAAUACAAAAUCCCCAGGCAACCUGCCUGGCUUCAAUGGAAGUUUGGAAGGUUGUCCGUACUAAUCGUUGUUGGUAUUGGUUUGGUGCUGGCGGUCUUUUCUCUUGGCGUUAUGGUCGCUGUCAUUGCCCGAUCUGUAACAACCAACAAUACCAGCUCCGAGCCGGAGACCUCGGAUUUUGCGCUGUACAAGAACAGUGGUUUCAAGAAGUGCUACAGUCCACUGGCUGACACUUAUAACUGUACGCAUUUAUUAGCGGAAUUGAGCGGCCCCAAAUCCCUCCCUGAAAUCUACGCAGCCGAAGGAUUUGGCUACGUGAGCAAUACACACGACUGGUGCCAGAUAGUUAACUGCUUUAACGGCUUCAAGAUUAUCCCGUCCACAGCACGUCUUUCGGCUACGAACCUGCCAGGCAUCGCCUGCUGGUGGACCAUAUUGGUCACUUCAAUUACCGCUUUAUGGCAUAGCGGGACACAACUCGCCAAAUCAUCCCAAACCAAGCACAAAUCUUGUAAGGGAUCAAAAGAUAUAUCGUGGAUCGAUUGGAUGUUCCUUGCUUAUGACGUCUGUGGUCCGAUUAUCUGGUGGUGGGUUUCGUUUGGCGAGUUUGCCUCAGACGCAACGAAGUCGGCUACAAUAGCCAUAACUUCCUGGGUGACCACAUGGAAGCUUGGAAGACUUAUCCAAUAUCAUCCUUACUACUGUGCGCUUCCCGGGGGCUGUCGUACGAAACGCGCACUGACGUGGAACUUGAACAUUAUGGCUGUACUACAGUGGAUUGCUAGUGUGUACGUCCUUUACGUCUACCGAGGCGACCUGUUGGGUAAAGCCUCCGCAUUGCAAAGCUACGACUGCCUUGCGUCCCAGAUUCCAGAUGCUCCCGGAUCCACUCCGUGUACAACAGGAGAGCUUUGUUCGCAAAACGUAUUCUUCAAAAGUGGCUACUUCUCUUACGACACCAACUUCCCAUUCGAGGGCCGAUUCACACUUUUCUUCUUCUUUCUACUCUGGACGGUUGCAGCUUUACUUCCGUUUAUCUUUGCUUUCAUAGUCUGGUUGCACGAUAUUAUCAGUUCAUGUUUCAGUGUGCCCGUGAGGGAGGAUAGGAAAAACGAUCUGCAAAGAUUCAACCUGGCCCCGAACACUCUCCUUUCUCUGGUGUCGUUCAUUAGUAUUUGUGCUGCCAUGUUCUAUAGUACGUGGUUGUUGAAGGAGGGUAAUAAGAACGGUCGUGAAGGGCCGAUCAUUUUCCACAGGGAAUGCAACGCCCUACAUGUCCAACUCAGUCCAUGGAGAUACUACUUGGACUUAAGCGACUACGCCAGAGCGUUCCGGGUUGCUAAGAUGUGGUUCAAUGCCUAAGCUGUGUCACGGACUUUGUCUCGAUACAAAGGGUCGGCAUCCCUCGUUUGAAUAUCGAGAAAGAGACAGACCUAAGCUCGAACAUAUGCGGACAUCUUUGUUUGCAUCUGAUCAACAACCAAGCGGAGCUCCAACUCUCUAAGCCCACAACACCCAAGGACUAAGCCGGGAGACCCAAGGGUCUUGUUAGGGCCGUACCCGACCGUCUAUCGGCGCGACUACCGCCCUUUACGGCACGGAGCUAGUCAAGCUCUA
This is a messenger RNA of Truncatella angustata, 1955 nucleotides long. RefSeq lists its product as uncharacterized. The transcript is spliced from 2 exons. Lineage: Eukaryota; Fungi; Ascomycota; Sordariomycetes; Amphisphaeriales; Sporocadaceae. The record is from RefSeq and is a predicted model, not a curated record. Bases 222 to 1700 code for a protein of 492 amino acids.